Messenger RNA from Plodia interpunctella (Indianmeal moth), 1882 nucleotides. RefSeq lists its product as uncharacterized. The coding region runs from base 35 to 1867 and encodes 610 amino acids. The transcript has 11 exons. Gene Ontology annotation, biological process: maturation of SSU-rRNA from tricistronic rRNA transcript (SSU-rRNA, 5.8S rRNA, LSU-rRNA). Gene Ontology annotation, cellular component: nucleolus. Gene Ontology annotation, molecular function: protein binding. The record is from RefSeq and is a predicted model, not a curated record. Lineage: Eukaryota; Metazoa; Arthropoda; Insecta; Lepidoptera; Pyralidae.
UUUGGAAUUUGAGUGAAGUGAAGUGACAUGAAACAUGGGGGAGUCCGCGUUUUCCGAAAAUGGAAAAUAUUAUUCAAUUAUUAGCCAAGACGGCCGGCUUAGGAUAUGGGAUACAGAAGCUAAUGUCCUGAAACAGGAGUAUACUCCAGACCUUCACUUGACGUCACCCCCUUCAUGUUUGAAAUGGAUAACUGUAGGCAUAUCUAGCGGACAACAAAAAAGUGGCAAGAGAAAAUCAUCAGAAAGCGAACAACAAUCACAAUGUAUUGCCUUAGGAACCGCCAGCGGAAAGAUUCUUAUAUACUCAGUGACUCAGGCUAAAGUAGAGCAUGUUUUAAAAGAAGAAAAACCAGGAACUUACAAUAGUUUCAUUACGUCGAUAGAUUGGCAAAGAAAAUACGGAUUAUUCAGCUGUAAUAAGUCGAAUCGCGUAUAUAAUUGGGAUAUAAGUGAUGGAAAAGUUAGAAAUAAGUAUAAUGUUAUAUUUGAUAGUAAGAAUAAACAAGGAAACAGUAUCAGCGCUAUAAAAAUUGUUCCCCAUACUUUGAAUACCCCAUCAAUAUAUUUAAUCACAGCAUCCUGGCAAGUCUGCCUGUGGAGGCUCCUCGAUAAUAAUGCUACCAUCGUAAGGAACCUUGGACACAACACUACGCAACAUGCGUUGCUGUCUCUGGCCUCGUUGAAGAAGAUCAGCUGGCUGGUGGUUGGAUCACAAAAUGAGCGUCUCCUCUCGUUCUGGGACGUGACAAUCACAGAGGAUCAGCUUCCUCAGCUGAACGGAGAACCAACAAGCAAAAAGCAAAGGAAACUAUCCAACGUGACCGCGUCACCUACAUACAACUUUAUACUUGAAGAUGCUCCAAGAUUUGUUGAUUUGACCGUGAAGGAAGAGUUGAAUGGGACCGCACUAAACAUUGGUGCGGCCACUAGGAGUGGUGUCUUGCAUUAUUAUAAUCAUAUGCUAAACGGAGCGUCAUCGAAGCCGCUCAAGCCGUCAGUGACGAUACAAGUGACGUCACCCGACGCGCACCCCAUGGCAGUGCAAUGCUGUCGGCUGUCUGACUCCGACAUGUUGGUGGGAUAUAGCAACGGACCUGCUACGCUUUUUGAGAGGAUCACACCGGAAACAAAAACCAAAACGCAAGUGUUAAUUCGCGGCGAGAGUGCGAAGAAGCGACGAUCAAGCGCGAGCGCUCUCGACUCUCAGAGACAGGAUGACGUCAGCUACGCGACGCCGGCGGCGGCCGGGAGGAAGAGGAACGCUUCCGGGGGACAGAUAGAAGUACCAAUGGAGGCCCGUCUGGAGAACUUGGCGCUGGAUCCAAAGAGCAGAAGUAAAACUGCCGUCAACCAGAAUCUGACGAAACUACUCAUGCAGGGACUUCAUUCUAAGGACAGAGAACUAAUCCAAACGGUGCUGCAAAAAGACGAUCCGGCCAUAGCUAACCGCACCGUCGCUUCGCUGCCAGUGGACUGCUUGCACACACUGUUGCAAGAACUCGUUGUUAUGGCCAAUGGAAAGACAAAUCAAUGCGCGCGCGCGUGCACGUGGACGCAGGCGACGCUGCGCGCGCACGCGGGCGCGCUGCUGGCGGGCGCGGCCGCCGGCCGUCUGCAGCUGCUGCUGGCCGUCUUCACUGCGCGUCGGUCUCAACUAUGUCAACUGCUCAAUCUCCGCGGCCGACUGGAGCUCACGAUGUCACAGCGCCAGCGGCCGGGGGACACUGCGCAAGAUGCUGUGCUUGAAUACAAUGAUGACUCGUCAUCAGAAGACAUGGAAAUAGAGAAAUACCAUUCUGACAGCUCUCAGUCGUGGGACGACGAGAGAGAUGAGAAACAAGAGAUAGAAGAGUCAGAUGAGGAAUAAACGUUUUUAAUUUUA